AUGUCAUUUCUGCUGAUUGAGUGCCUGCUGGUUGGCCGACUGGCUGUUUGGCUGACUGCUGAACAUUUUAUCAGCAAAAACAUUUUACGGAUUUUUCAUUUUUUAACUUUUCAAAAUUACCUCAAGUACCAGAAGUGUUUCUCACAACCACGAUUCGAAUUGCUCAUGAAAAGCUGCAAUAAAUCCCUGCACAUGAACAAAGAGUUCAGCCACUCCUCCGAACAGCAUUGCAUUCAUGAGUUCAUUGAGAAAUUCCUCAAAGUGUUGUGUUGGUUGAGACUUGAUUAUGGCUACGUAAGUAAGAUGAAAAGAAUUGCUGUUUUUUAUGCGCCAUUCAUCCGGCUGAUAAAAUGUUUCACGCAUAUAAACAUGGUUAAAGUUUUAAUCAGUGACUUCGUCGGCAAGAUAGAUAGAUGCGCGUGCAGUUGGACCUGUCUGCACAGUUUCACCAGAGUUAUCAUCAAAUUAGAAAACGAUUUCUUGCGGUGCGUAGUUGCCUCAACGACCGACCUCUGUGGAGAAGAGGCGGCCAAAUUUGAGAGGUCCCUGGUCCUCAAGAUGAAACAACCUGCGCUACAGCUCAAGGGCUGUCUACUUGCAAUAAAAUGUGGCAUGAAAACUUAUUCAAUUUUAUUUCUGAACGUACUUACGCGACGGCACAAAUGCAUCUACAAAUGUUUCCUUAAAUCGAUAGAAAAUUAA
This is a messenger RNA of Helobdella robusta, 702 nucleotides long. RefSeq lists its product as hypothetical. NCBI's taxonomy places the organism in Eukaryota, Metazoa, Annelida, Clitellata, Rhynchobdellida, Glossiphoniidae. The record is from RefSeq and is a predicted model, not a curated record. Bases 1 to 702 code for a protein of 233 amino acids. The transcript has 6 exons.